CAUCAAGCGACAUAUACAUAGAUUUUUCUGCCUGUACUUUGAUUGCAUCUUGAUUUCUCCAAGUUCCUGUUGUCCCUCCGUGAAUCACUUUCUGCACAUAGAGUCAGACAGAGGAAAGAAUGGGCUCAAUCGAGGCUCCGUCAUUCUCCGCUCCACCACAGGUGGUCACAGCAGAUGGCCUGCUGUUCGACUUUGACGGAACCAUCAUCGAUAGCACAGAAGCAGUUGUCAAGUACUGGCACAAACAGGCAGCCUUGAUGGGUGUCGAUCCAGACGUCAUCUUGGCAACGUCGCACGGCAGGAGGAGCAUCGACACAUUUCAGAUCUACGACCCGUCAAAGGCGAAUUGGGAAUACAUCAGCCAUCAAGAAGGUCUGAUACCCAAAGACUUCGGCCGGGAUGCCGUGGAAAUCCCUGGGGCUCGUAAACUACUGGCGAGCUUGGAGGAGGCCAGACUGCCUUGGGCAGUAUGCACUUCGGCCACGUCGGCGCUCUUGGGCGGGUGGAUCGAAGUGCUGAAGCUGGCGCAUCCACAAACCGUAGUGGUUGCCGAGGACGUUGAAAAAGGCAAACCGCACCCCGACCCAUACCUCCUGGGCUGUAAGCGACUGGGCCUACCUGAGAGCUCUCACAUGAUCGUUUUCGAAGAUGCUCCAUCGGGUGUCCGUGCUGGCAAAGCUGCUGGUUACAAGGUUGUUGGUCUGGUCACGACCCACUCAGUCGAACAAAUCGAGGCCGCUGGAGCCGAUUGGAUCGUGCGCGACCUAACCAGCGUAGCCCUAUCCAAGUUUGAGGACGGCGUGAUACAGAUCGAGGUCACGGACGCUCUAGUCAGAUCAUGAUGACAUGGGAUGGGGGGACGAAGGGGUCGUCUUGAGCUUUGAGCACUGAUGGACGGACAUCUGUGCUCGAGACCAGGUCACAUCACAGGCGUAAAAGGUGUUGAUGGGUAGACGAGAUAGAAACCAAUGGGUAAUGAUCUUCGAUUCAGGUCCUUCUGCCAGGAAAGAGCCGCACGGGCAGAUCAGAUGACCCUUUGAGAGCCACAGAGCCACAUCCGCCCCGAUUUGGUUUUGUGGUCUGCUUACGACUCGUCCCGCCGCCGCUUGCCCGCAAGCAUGAUUGAAGAUCAUCGAGAGACCAUUGCUUCGCAGUCUAUCAUUUUCAGGGUCGCACCAGCGAGCAUCAAUGGCUCCUGCUCGACAUCGAUCUCACACAGAUCGUCCUGUUGCAAGGCCCGUGGUACCUGCGUCGAUCCGGCGACAUGUCCGGGCUGAUUGGCGUCACCGAGCAUGUUCAUGCAAUGCAGGCAGCCACGGUCAAGUCAGAAACGGCAUGUGGUGGCCGUGACGGGCGGGCAGAGGGCCAUGGUACAACGUGGCAAGCAAGCAUCUGUCUCGGUACUGUCGGUCUGGACGUCAAGGGGAAACCUACCGUGUUGACGAAGCGGACCUGGACCAGGUCAACAGCGCCAGUUGGCGGAGCAUCUGGGCAACAAAGAGGUGUCAUCCGUCAGUUGGGGAGGCGAUGAUGGCCGGCUACUCCGUACACGUAAAGUUGUGGUCAAAGCGAAGCCGUGACGGCGAAGAAGCGUGGGCCGAAGAGGUAUCAGUGCGGCGACGAUGAAUGGAGUCAAACGGGUCCCCAGGUCAUAGGUCAGAAUCCAGAAUCCAGAACCCAGAGGCACAAGAGCCCAGACGUCAGGCUGUUAGUGAAGUUGUUAGUGCUUUGUAAAAAGUUGCAGUUAGACACUGGAUGACUGGCCGUUGUCUCGAGCGGUCCCUAAGCCCCGCUACAGAACAAAAAGACUGUACGUACAUA
Exophiala mesophila is the source of this 1821-nucleotide messenger RNA. RefSeq lists its product as uncharacterized. The transcript is spliced from 3 exons. The coding region runs from base 120 to 842 and encodes 240 amino acids. The record is from RefSeq and is a predicted model, not a curated record. Gene Ontology annotation, molecular function: sugar-phosphatase activity; beta-phosphoglucomutase activity. NCBI's taxonomy places the organism in Eukaryota, Fungi, Ascomycota, Eurotiomycetes, Chaetothyriales, Herpotrichiellaceae.